Messenger RNA from Ustilaginoidea virens, 2949 nucleotides. RefSeq lists its product as uncharacterized. Gene Ontology annotation, molecular function: GTPase activity; translation initiation factor activity; GTP binding. Gene Ontology annotation, biological process: translational initiation. Lineage: Eukaryota; Fungi; Ascomycota; Sordariomycetes; Hypocreales; Clavicipitaceae. Bases 1 to 2949 code for a protein of 982 amino acids. The transcript has 3 exons. The record is from RefSeq and is a predicted model, not a curated record.
AUGUUAAGAGUCCGUGCGUGGAAGGGUCGCGGUGGCCCGCCAUUCGUUUGUGCCAGUUGUCGACUCCAGCUCUCGUUACAAUGCUCGCCAUCUGCCCGGGGCAUUUUCUCAACCUCUAGGCUCCGUGCCUGCGACAACGGUAGCAAAGGUCCGUCGGCCACGGGCUUUGCUGGCCCUGCAGCAACCUCCUGGGGCUCUUUUGCAGCCUUCAAGAAGCCGCAAGGCGCCAGCGGCUUGCCGAGUGCCAGUCUUCUCCCACAUGAGAUGGAGGCGAGGAAGCGCAGUGGCGUCAUCAUCAAACCAGCGCCUAGGCAGACUCCCGACGUGACGACGCCAGCCUCUGGCAACGGUGAGGGAGGGGGCGUGCAGACUAGAGCGACUAGCGGAACCCUCGAAACACAUCAAGCGUUCGUGCAAAAGUCCAAGUCUGUCCUUGCGGAUGUUUUCAAGACGGUUAGAGACCCUCAGUCUGCAGUCACCCCCGACUCGCGACGUCCAGCCGGUGGUCAAAAACCCGAUAGCAGUCCCGCUACCGGUACAUUGGCACCCGGACCGUCAGGUAACGCGCCCUCGACACUAUCGAAACCGAUUCCGUUUGGCGGUGCACCAAGGCAGAUAGGAUGGGGUACUUUCAGCCAUCGCAAGUCCCAACUGGAAAACCCGGAGAACGAGUCUAGUAUGCGGUCAGACAUGACUCGAACGAAGGAAGCGACGCAAAAAUCCCAAGCAAAAUCGGCGUCGAAUGGAGUUGCAGAUAAACCCCCUCCACCAGUGCAAGAUUUCUGGGGUGAGCUAGAUACACGGUUGACAGACAUCAGGAACGGGAAAGCCAAGAAGCGACAGAACUCGACCGGCGCAAUCACAGGGAGCAAAAACGACGCUGAAAACUCGUCAUCAUCAAACGUAGACGCCAUGUUCAGCACGCAGAACCAACGACGAAAAUCCCGAUUUGAAAUCGAACAAGAGCCCAAGCCUGAAGAUCGACGGUUGAAAAAGCAGAAGAAGGGAGGACGAGGUCGCAGAAUGGAGGAUGAAGAAGAUUGGGACGACGAAUCGAUACACCGAUACGAACAGAAACGACGGCGAAAAGCCGAGAAAGAAGCGCGCAAAGAGCAUCAGCUUCAAGAAGAGCAGCCCGCUAUCCCAAUCUUCCUUCCAGAAUACAUCAGCGCCUCUAACCUGGCACAGGCUCUUAGGCAACGACUUGAACAGUUCUUGGUAGACAUGGGAGAGAUGGGGUUUGAAAACGUCAGUCCAGACUCCAUCAUUACUGGAGAGACAGCUGCGCUCGUCUCCAUGGAAUACGGCUUCGACCCGACAGUGGAUACCGGCUCUCAACGAGACUUGAGCGCUCGGCCUCGUCCCGAAGACGUAUCUUCGCUCCCCAGCCGCCCUCCAGUAGUCACCAUUAUGGGUCACGUCGACCACGGGAAGACAACGUUGUUGGAUUGGCUGCGGAAGUCCUCUGUCGCCGCUCAUGAACAUGGCGGAAUCACUCAACAUAUCGGCGCCUUUGUCGUGCAGAUGUCCGGUGGAAAGCAGAUUACGUUUCUGGACACGCCAGGACACGCGGCUUUCCUCUCGAUGCGGCAGCGCGGGGCCAAUGUCACAGACAUUGUCGUCCUCGUCGUCGCAGCGGACGAUGGCGUCAUGCCUCAGACCCUUGAAGCUCUCAAACAUGCUAGGUCGGCCAAGGUACCCAUCAUCGUGGCCAUCAACAAAGUUGACAAGGAAGAUGCUCGGGUCGACCAAGUCAAGGCCGAUCUUGCGCGGCACGGUGUUGAGAUUGAGGACUACGGUGGCGACGUGCAGGUUGUCUGCGUUAGCGGCAAAACGGGACAGGGCAUGCCCGACCUGGAAGAAAACAUUGUUACCCUUUCCGAGGUUCUCGACGUCCGAGCCGAGCCUGACGGCAUGGCAGAAGGCUGGGUUCUCGAGUCUAGUUUGAAACAAGACGGCAAGGCGGCGACGGUGCUGGUCAACAGGGGAACCUUGCGGCCGGGAGACCUCAUCGUCGCGGGUAAAACUUGGGCCAGAGUCCGCUCUCUGCGCAACGAGGCCGGAACCGAGCUCUCCGAGGCGCCGCCAGGUAUUCCCGUGGAGAUUCAGGGUUGGCGUGAGCUUCCGGAGGCAGGCGAACAGGUCAUACAAGCCCCCAGCGAGAGCAGGGCCAAGACUGCCGUCGAGUACCGGUUGGAAAUGGCCGAGCGUGAGGAGAGCUCCGCCCAGCUGGCGCAGCAGGAGCAGCGACAGCGGGAGAGAGCGGCUGCGGAAGCCGAAGCGGCGACGGGGCAAGACGGAGCUGGCCAAGCCGACAGCGGCGUCUUGUACCAGAACUUCACCGUCAAAGCCGAUGUUGCCGGCUCCGUGGAAGCCGUGUGCGGAAGCAUCCUGGAGCUGGGCAACAAUGAGGUGCGGGCCAAGGUCCUUCGCUCCGCCGCUGGUCCGAUAUCAGAAUACGACGUUGACCAUGCGGCUGCGUCCCAGAGCGUCAUUGUCAACUUCAACGUGCCCAUCCUGCCGCACAUCAAGCAACGUGCCGAGGAAGCCAGGGUGAAGAUUAUCGACCACAGCGUCAUCUACCACGUUGCAGACGACGCCAAGGCCGUUCUAUCAGACCUGCUCCCUGUGAACAUCACAAGCCGGGUAAGCGGCGAAGCUGACGUUCUUCAGAUUUUCCCCAUCAACAUGAAGAAGAAGGUCGUCAACAUUGCGGGAUGUAGGAUUCGAAAUGGAUCGAUCAAGAAGUCAUUGCCGGUAAGAGUGCUGCGGAAUGGCAAAGUCAUAUUUGACGGCAACAUCGAGACGCUUAAACAUGUCAAGAAAGACGUCAUGGAAAUGGGCAAGGGUGCCGAGUGCGGCAUCGGCUUGGAGGGAUUCCAAGACUUUCAGGUGGAUGACCAGAUUCAAGCCUACGAAGAAGUCCGGGAGAAGCGAGCGUUGCAGUAA